AUUAACUCCUAUCAUUCCUGUUGACCCACAAGAGAAUAAUCGGAAAUCGCGGCUCCGCAAGUCUGCAAUCCCUCCUUCUUGCUGGGUGUUGCUGCAUCUUAGAAAUUGAAGGUUUCUUGCUUUUGAAGAAUAUAUAUUGAUUAACUAUUGAAUAAAAUAAAGUAAGAAAUACUUAGAAAACAAGAAAGAUGGGAGAAGAUUUCGUGAUUUUAUUUCUGGAAGUUUAGCUGAAAAGGUCUUUGUCUCAGCCAGCCUCUUUUAUGAGCUGAGCGUGUUCAUCAUGGCAGAUGUGCCAGGUUAUCUGAGAGCCUGCUUGCAGACUGGGAAGCUUGCUGCCUUGGCUAUCCUAGUUUCAGGGGGGAUUGUGUUGCAAAUACUGGCUUGUGCUCUGUAUAAUAACUGGUGGCCAAUGCUAACAGUAAUAAUGUAUGUUUUGCUACCAAUGCCUUUGCUUUUCUUUGCUGGAUCCGACACUUCAUCUCUCUUUUCGGAGUCUUCUAACGGUUGGAUCGAUGCAGCAAAGUUCUUAACCGGGGUUUCAACAGUUGGAAGCAUUGCAAUACCGGUUAUUUUAAAGCAUUCCGGUAUAAUUGGUUGGGGAGCCAUGGCAAUGGAACUCUCAUCUUUUCUCGUUUUCGUGCUAGCAAUUAUGUGUUUCAUUCAAACGAGUGAUGACGAUGAUGGGUACCGUAUGUUCUGAGUGUCUCCCCAAUGGAUUGAUCUCUGUGUCGAGAGGUUUUGGUGCCUCUUUGAUUUGAAAAGUUAGCAGUUGUGAUUUGCUUCAACUUCGUCUCCUGUGCUUUGCUGUGUAAAUACAUGAUGCUUGUUGUUUGUGUAAAUAAAUGUGAUGAUUUUAAUUGUAAAGACAAGGAUGUAUUUGAAAAUUAAAUCAUUUCUCUAUUCCGUUCAAA
Messenger RNA from Ipomoea triloba (trilobed morning glory), 911 nucleotides. Its product is annotated as vacuolar protein sorting-associated protein 55 homolog. Bases 281 to 700 code for a protein of 139 amino acids. Gene Ontology annotation, cellular component: endosome. Lineage: Eukaryota; Viridiplantae; Streptophyta; Magnoliopsida; Solanales; Convolvulaceae. The transcript is spliced from 6 exons. The record is from RefSeq and is a predicted model, not a curated record. Gene Ontology annotation, biological process: late endosome to vacuole transport via multivesicular body sorting pathway.